Lucilia cuprina (Australian sheep blowfly) is the source of this 782-nucleotide messenger RNA. Its product is annotated as protein NDUFAF4 homolog. NCBI's taxonomy places the organism in Eukaryota, Metazoa, Arthropoda, Insecta, Diptera, Calliphoridae. Gene Ontology annotation, biological process: mitochondrial respiratory chain complex I assembly. The record is from RefSeq and is a predicted model, not a curated record. Gene Ontology annotation, cellular component: mitochondrion. The transcript has 4 exons. Bases 99 to 689 code for a protein of 196 amino acids.
GUUUAUUUAGAUUGUCAACAUUUCACAAAUGUUUGGUUAUAUUUUGAACGACAAAUUUUAUUAAUUUUUAUAAAAAUAUCAAUUAAAUAUAUUUCGCAAUGGGAAAAGUAAUGUCCAUAGUAUCAAGAAAAGUGAAUCGCUUUAAUGUAGAGAAUAGAGCACAUCGUAUAUUGGAAAGAGAAAAGCCGGUAGCUGCACCAAAGUAUGAAGGAAAUAUUAGGGAUAUGGAGAGAACUAUGGAAUUGGAUCCUAAUUUCCUGGAGAAAUUAAAUAAAAAGGACAGCGCUUUAGAUGAAAGACUUAAAAAUGUUUAUGUAACCUCGCAGGACAGAUUUAUUGAUUAUGGCUUAAAACGAAGUCAAUCAUCGGAGGAUAAACAAUUACCUUUGGAUCGUCAUACACCCGAAGAUUUUGAAUUCGGUUAUAUGGAACCACAAAGGAUCACAAUUGGUCGCUGCACCUUAAGACAGGCUUUAAAGUUUAUAACAGAUCACCAGUCAGAACCGGAAAAGUGGACGCCUGCCAAAAUUGCAGAGGACUACAAAAUGAAGCCAGAGUUAGUUGAUAAUAUAUUAAAAUACUUUAGAAGUUAUAAUAUUUAUAUACCAGAUCAAAGAAGCAGCAAGGAUUCAAUAUUGACACAAGCCAAACGACACAUGCUAACAGAUAAAUCCAAAAAUGAAUCUUAAAUCUUAAGCGGCUACAGUGUAAUGAAUACUUGAAUUUUGUUAUUGUAAAUAAAAUGUAUGCAAAGGCAUAUGGUCAUAAAAUUGUUAAAGUUU